Coccinella septempunctata (seven-spotted ladybird) is the source of this 2520-nucleotide messenger RNA. It is a transcript of the gene Pfrx, whose product is annotated as 6-phosphofructo-2-kinase/fructose-2,6-bisphosphatase. The record is from RefSeq and is a predicted model, not a curated record. Bases 423 to 1904 code for a protein of 493 amino acids. Lineage: Eukaryota; Metazoa; Arthropoda; Insecta; Coleoptera; Coccinellidae. Gene Ontology annotation, molecular function: fructose-2,6-bisphosphate 2-phosphatase activity; ATP binding; 6-phosphofructo-2-kinase activity. The transcript has 8 exons. Gene Ontology annotation, biological process: fructose 2,6-bisphosphate metabolic process; fructose metabolic process. Gene Ontology annotation, cellular component: cytosol.
UGACAGACAACUCUGAUGAUGUGCGCUAUAAACACGAAACACGUUUAGGCGAACGAUCCAGUUAGAGGAAAUUCGCGCAGCACCCGCAACGGUGUGCAGUUAAUAUUUUGUUAGAUGAUUAUAUUGUCGCGCAUUGAUUCAGUUUGCGUUUCCACAAAAUUCCCCACGUUUUAGAUGCGGGUACACAGCGUGAUAACUGAGCCUUUCAAUCUAAUAGUUAGGUAGAUAUUAUUUAUAAUUUUUUUUUCGCCGGAGUGUUGUUAUUUCGAAAUUUACCGCAUUCCUUUUCUGUCACGGGGCAUACCGUAAGAAGAGUAUCAUUAACGUUUUAAAGUGCAGUUCGUGAAAAGAUAGCUAGUGUAUCUCAUGAUACAACUGCCAGACUUUGAAUAAUCUUAAUAAGUGCCUUCUUGAGUUCCACGAUGGCCAGUAAUAAUCUGGAGCUCACCAAUGGUUCCUUAAGGGUAAGGAACGGAACCCUUACACAAGAUGAAAAGAAGAAAGAAGUUAAAGAAUGCCCUAGUGUGAUGUCUCCUGAGACGAAAAGAUUGCUGCCACCAAAUACUGAAACAGUACAGACAAAACCCUUUCCAAUCAGGGGUGAAAGAUCCAAUUAUGUUAAUAGCCCACAUGUUAUUGCAAUGGUUGGUCUCCCAGCUAGGGGGAAAACUUACAUAUCCAAAAAGUUAUCCAGAUACCUGAACUGGAUAGGGAUCAACACUAGGGUUUUCAAUUUGGGCGAAUACAGAAGACACGCAACAACAGACUACCAGAACCACGAUUUCUUCCGUCCAGAUAACGCAGAAGCCAUGGCUAUAAGGGCGCAAUGCGCCGAAGAAGCUUUGAAAGAUGUGUGCAAUUGGCUGGAAAAUGGGGGUGGUGAAGUUGCUGUUUUCGAUGCAACCAACUCGACCAUCGAAAGGAGAAACAGGAUACACGAUGUUUUCGUCAGUCAGAAGGGCUUUAAGCUGUUUUUCGUCGAAUCUGUGUGCGAUGAUCCGUCCAUCAUUGAACAGACAAUAAGGGAAGUGAAGGUCAGCAGUCCUGACUACAAAAACAUGAACAAGGACGAGGCCCUCAAGGACUUCCUGCAAAGGAUCCGCCAUUACGAGGAGAAAUAUCAGCCCCUCGAUGAAAAAUUGGAAUCGGACAAAUCUUUUAUGAAAAUUUACAAUACCGGAGAAAAGGUGUUGGUUCAUAAGCAUGAAGGACACGUGCAGGCUAGGGUGGUUUACUACUUGAUGAACAUACACAUCACCCCUAGAACGAUUUAUCUCACUAGGCAUGGCGAAAGCAAACAGAAUCUUGAAGGAAGAAUAGGUGGAGACUCAGAUUUGAGCGAGCGAGGACGUGAAUACGCCUUCACCCUAGGUAAAUUCAUCGAGGAACAGAAAAUCGACGGUCUGAGGAUAUGGACGUCUUGGUUGAAGAGGACCAUCCAAACUGUAUCGGAACUGAACAAAGCUCCCCAGGAAAGGUGGAAGGCUCUGAACGAAAUAGACGCUGGCGUUUGCGAAGAAAUGACUUAUUCCGAAAUCAAGGACCAGUACCCCGAAGAAUUUGCUGCUAGGGACCUGAACAAGUUCGCUUAUCGCUAUCCCAGAGGAGAAAGUUACGAGGAUUUGGUGGCUAGGUUGGAACCUGUAAUAAUGGAACUGGAGAGACAGGGCAACGUUCUUGUGGUUUCGCAUCAGGCUGUCAUCAGGUGCCUUCUAGCGUAUUUUUUGAAUAAGACCGCCGUAAACGGCAGAAAUUUUUCAGAGGAGCUCCCCUACCUCAAAGUACCCUUACAUACGAUCAUAAAAUUGACGCCAGUUGCCUAUGGGUGCAGGGUGGAACACGUAAAUUUGAAUAUUGAUGCUGUGGAUACACACAGGCCAAAACCAAAGGUACCUGGCUCCUAAAAUACCGAGUGCCUGAUUUUCGCUUCAAAUACCUGUUUCUAUUAGCCAAUUUUUAGCAAGCUAGUAACAUUUGAUUGUGAAUGUUUCUAUUAACUUCAGCAUUCACAAUCUCCUCGAGAGAAUGUAGUUAAAUUGUAUCAAAUGUCCGAUUUCUCGUAUAGAUUGUGAAUGCAUAAAUGUGUUAUUUUUUAAGUAAAAAAAAUAGUGAAUUUUUGAUAUUCUGCCUGGUUGUAACCAAAUCUUGUUAUAUGUGUUAAGUGAAGAGUACAAAUUUGUAUCAAUUUAAAUGAACUUUUGAAGAUCUUUCGUGGAAGAGUUAUAGUAAAAAUUUUAAGCAUGACUGCGACUUCUAAUUGUAUCAAGAUAGUUUCUCAAUAUUGUAAAUUUUCGAUCGAAAAAAAAUUGUCAGUAUAGAAAACUAAAAGCUCAAAAAGCAUGUUCAUAUUAAAUUCCAUUCAUUAUUGGCAUUAUACAUAUCUGGAAAAUAACCCGUUUUGUUUGGAACUACAUGUAACUUUAACUUUCUUAUUCAUUCUGAUUUGUUUUUACACUCUAGAAUUUUUGCGACUAAAAUACUUCUGGAAAUAUUUUUAUACAAUAUAUUUUUUAAUUUCAA